AUGAUUCUAGACUUGUCGCAACCCAAAACAGAUAAAGAUCAUAAAGAUAAUCAAUGUUUUGUAGAACUCUGGAAGACUCAUGUUAAAUUUGCCGUGCAAAAAUUGUGGAACUUGGAUACUAAUAGAUUAACGCCAGGUGUUGAUUAUGAUCUUAACUUGCCUGUGAUACGUCAAAAAGGAGAUAACACACCAGAACAUUUAUUUAAAUUUGUAUCUAAUAAACCUAGCAAAAUGCCAACAUUUCAAUUAUUUUAUCAUUUGCUUGAUAAUUACAUUCCGGAAACCGGUAUACCGGAAGAAGUUGAUACUCAUGAAUUAAGCGAAAAUCAGGCUUUCAUUAAAGCAUGUUUACAAACUGCUCCAAUGAUUUACACUUAUAAUUAUUUAAAAGCUAAAGGGAAAUUUCAUGGAACUGAAGCUGAUUUUGAAAAGGAACUUGAUACGUUAUGGUUUAAAUUAUAUAGAAGAGAAGGUCGUGGUCAAGAUUCUUCAGCUUUUGAGCACGUUUUUGUAGGUGAAAUUAGAAACGGGGAAGCAAAAGCUUUUCAUAAUUGGAUUACGCUUUACUUUUAUGAGAAAGCCGGUAAAAUUGAUUAUGAAGGUUUCGUUCCAAGUAAAAAUGAAAAGCCCGACCCGACUUCUCAUGUAAUUCCCAUAAGAUUUACGUUUAAAGGAGCUCUUAAACCCUUCUCCACUUCAUUCAUCGGCACUGCUCCAGAAUUUGAAUUGUCAAUGUAUACAUUGUUAUUUUAUUUUGGAAAGCAAGAUACUAGAGUGAUAUUAGAUGAUAUUAAUUUAAACAUUAAGAUUUAUCCUUUUUAUGAAAAAGGUGGUGAUGGUUCAAAAUUAAUAGGUUCCGCUUUUCCUGAGAUUGUUUAA
Molecule: messenger RNA, 879 nt
Organism: Funneliformis geosporum
Lineage: Eukaryota; Fungi; Glomeromycota; Glomeromycetes; Glomerales; Glomeraceae
Source: the annotation of a GenBank genome assembly